ACACACACAAAACAAAAGCUUCUUGGACUAAAAGAAAGAAAACUGCAGCAUAAAAAAAAAAAAAAACACAAAAGGGCAAAAUAAAAAUUCAAUCUUUUUCAUCACGCAAUCACAAUCAAGAUUUCUCUUUUCUAAUUCCAAUCGUUUCUUUUCAGUCGAUUACUUCUGGGGUUUCAGUGUUUCAUCCGAUUGCGUAUUUUUCUUGGGUUUACACUUCGAGUUUCUUGAACAAACGGUCGUUUGCCGCUUGGGUUUCCUACAGGGUCAAAUAAUCAGGUUCGAAGAGCAGGGAAGAUGUUGCUAUAAUGAAACCGGUUAUUGAGAUAAAUGUAAAAAUACCGAACAACUGAUUGUCUUGAAUUCGACUACUCGCUUUUAAGUUGCAACAUCGAAAAACGUCAAUCUUUUGUGCUCUUUAUAUGAUUUUGAAUGUUCGGUAUCAAUUAUUGCAUUUGUGUGAUUUUUGGCCCGUUUUCAGAAUCUUGGUGAAAAUAUAUAACUUCUUUGGGGGAUGGACGACCUGCUCCUGCAUAUUUAUAACUUAAUAUAAACAAUGUUCGGUGGGACAAAAGGCAUCACUGCUCUCCACCGUUUAAAACAAAAAUUACUUGGCGAGUCAUCUUUCGCAACAUCAAUUGACAAUGUUACCCCUGAAAUCGAGUUAUCGGAUUAUCAACGGGCCCCGAGUCAAGGUAGUGAGAGCCCGUCCGGGCUUCUUAACGGCGAAAGCUUGAAAGUCGAACCGAUUGCUGAUUUGGAUUUGUUCUUUGAAAGACUUUAUAGCUACUAUUGUGAAAAAGGUCUAUGGUGCAUCAUUAUUAAGUGGAUCGUUGAGCUUUUGAGUUUGGCGUUUACCAUAUGUUUUUCGGGCUUCUUUUUAUUGUUUGUUGAUUGGGAUGGCCUUCGAAGGGCGAAAUGUGGGAUGGAUGCAGUUGAAUCCGGGAUAAAACCGUGUGAUCUUGCUAAAGAAGCUCUUCAUGAACAUCCUUUGACACCUUUAACAACUUUUAAGGUUGUUAUUCUUGGUUAUCUUGGAAUCACUUUCGUUUAUUGGAUAUUUUGCUUUCUAAGGUUCUUUGUACAGUUGAAGGAUACACUUGACAUACGCCAAUUCUACAUUAACAGUCUUGGUGUGACUGACAAUGAGAUGCAAACGAUGCCAUGGGCGUCAAUUCUUGAAAAAGUUGUUCGAAUUCAAGAAUCACAACAAUUAUGUGUGGUGAAGGAUCUUUCGGCUCAUGAUAUUGUGAUGAGAUUGAUGAGGAAGGAAAACUACUUGAUUGGAAUGUUAAACAAAGGCGUGCUAGCCUUCCCGAUCUCCUCAUGGGUCCCGGGUGCGGGUCCCACUGUCAAGAUCGAUGCAAAUGGUACACGAUAUUGCCUAACGCUAACCAAGACCCUUGAGUGGACUUUAAAUUGGUGCAUAUUGCACAGCAUGUUUGAUAGAAAUUUUUGUAUUAGAAAGGACUUUGUUAGCGACCGCGAUACGUUAAAGAAAAGGCUAAUGGUUGUUGGGAUUGCAAUGCUUCUUUUGUCUCCAUUUCUAGUUAUCUUUAUGCUUGUCUAUCUAUUUCUAAGACACGCAGAACAGUUUUAUAAACAUCCUAGUACUGCUUCUUCUAGAAGAUGGUCAAAUCUUUCCAAAUGGAUAUUCAGGGAAUUCAACGAGGUGGAUCAUUUGUUCAAGCACCGUAUCAAUAGCAGUGUUACACACGCCUCAGAUUAUUUAAAACAAUUCCCGUCUCCUGUUCUUUCAAUCAUUGCAAAGUUCGUUUCUUUCGUUUUUGGUGGCUUUGCUGCAAUCUUGAUCAUCAUCGCGUUUCUUGAGGAAUCUUUACUUGAAGGCCACAUUUUUGGUCGUAAUUUGUUUUGGUAUACCGCUGUUUUUGGAGCAAUAACCGCCAUAAGUCGAGCUCUUGUUUCCGAUGAGCUUUUAGUUCUUGAUCCACAUGGGACUAUGUCGUUAACCGUUCAACAUACUCAUUAUAUGCCCAAAAAAUGGCGCAGGAAAGAAAACACCGAAUUUGUUCGAGUCGAAUUUGAAACUCUUUUUCAGUACACCGGGAAGAUGUUGCUGGAGGAGAUGGCGUCGAUCUUUCUAACUCCAUUCUUGCUUAUAUUCGUAGUACCUGAGCGGGUUGAUGAUAUUUUGCAGUUCAUUGCGGACUUCACUGUUGACGUUGAAGGCGUUGGUCAUGUUUGCAGUUUUAGCGUAUUUGACUUCCAGAAACACGGUAAUAGCAAGUAUGCUUCUCCGCAUAACUCAUCAACUACUUACCGUAGUUCCCAAGGGAAAAUGGAGAAAUCAUUUCUAAGCUUUCAAAGUAGCUAUCCUUCAUGGGAACCAAGUGCAGACGGAAAACAACUUCUUUCAACACUCAAGGCGUUCAAGGAACAAAAGUUUCAAGAACAGGGUAUAACUCCGGGCUACAUGAGCCUGAACCGACUACCACAAUGGGCGGCCCGUACCUGUCCAGCCCACGGCGACCCAAACAGCUACUUCUCUCGAGACACGGGCCCAAACGUUUCGAAAACUACUUAUCAACGAGAUUGUAUGUGGCUCAUGGAUCCGGCUCACAAGAACCAUCCGUACAUUCUCGACUGGUACUACACGUCUUCUCACCAUCACUGGCGUGGGCCACAAGACAUCGAAUCAGGCCCUGUUGAUGACGUUGACGACAACAUGGCAAACAUGUGGGACCCACCUGACAUAAGACGGGACCCGGUCCGGUAUGAUGACCAUUGGGGAAGCUUUUUUGACGACCGAAUGAAGAGUAAUCUAGAAGCGUCUACGUCUGCUCCUCUGUCACGUGGAAGUGUUCUACAACAUCAUGAUUCCGGCAAUAUGGGUAGGAGCCACUGGUGGGACCGUCCACGAGGGGUGGGCCCGGGCCCUCAAACAAGCUUUGUCGAGCCGCCAAAUUUCAACCGUGAUGAUUACAACGACUACCAUGAUAAUUUCUCGGACCGGAGCUUUGAAGAACAUGGUCGACCGUUUGACUGGGGGGCUUCGAAGUCAAACGAGUUGUCGAAGACUUUUUAUAUGGAUGAUAUUGGAGGAAAAUUUGAUCUCCCUUUCGAUGAUAUCUAUGAAGAACAUUCUGAAAGCCCGCCAAGAACACCCCGUAUGUAGGAGUUAUUAGCUAUAUCAUGUGUUUCGGGUUCUAAUAUGUGUAAGGAAAACUGUUGAACAUUCUUUCAUUGUAUAUAACUUGAUCCGCAAAAUUAAAGUCGAAAACAUGUAAGAAAAGACUUUAGUUUUCGCUUACACGUUUCUGUCUUAAGGGGUUACGCUUUUAUAGUCUGUUAGUCGCGA
Molecule: messenger RNA, 3316 nt
Organism: Helianthus annuus (common sunflower)
Lineage: Eukaryota; Viridiplantae; Streptophyta; Magnoliopsida; Asterales; Asteraceae
Product: autophagy-related protein 9
Exons: 10
Coding region: 554-3133 (859 amino acids)
Biological process (GO): protein localization to phagophore assembly site; autophagy of mitochondrion
Cellular component (GO): phagophore assembly site; autophagosome
Source: RefSeq, a predicted model, not a curated record